Molecule: messenger RNA, 462 nt
Organism: Closterium sp. Naga37s-1
Lineage: Eukaryota; Viridiplantae; Streptophyta; Zygnematophyceae; Desmidiales; Closteriaceae
Source: the annotation of a GenBank genome assembly
AUGCGUUCGCCUUUUCAGGUGUCUUGUAUCGCGGACGCCGAAGCCUGGAAAUCCGUACGGUCGCUACAAAGGAGUCUGCAACAGCACUUACGAAAAGGGUCUCUAUUGCGCCUUCAUGUCGCAGCCGUAUGCGGUGGGAACGCGCGGCAUCCUCGGCAGCAGCAGCUGCGAGCGGUGCAACUGCAAGGCGGUGCCGGUGGUGAUCCCGGGGGGGAAGGAGAUUGUGCGGAUGGAGGCGCAGUGCGUGUGCCCCGAGUUAGGAGUACAGCAAAAGAUACAGGACAGUGUCUGAUCAAUCGGGUGGGGCGGGGCGGCGUGGAUAGCGAGGGGUACAGAAUCGACGUCGGCACGUGCAUAGCGCCGCAAGACGCUUUCAGAGCCACCAACUGCAGCAGUGCGGGUCCCACAUGGGGUAUGAAGUGUGCCGGGCUGGGCUUUUUUGCUACAAAGGCGAGUAGAUAG